Astyanax mexicanus (Mexican tetra) is the source of this 3189-nucleotide messenger RNA. RefSeq names its product extracellular calcium-sensing receptor-like. Gene Ontology annotation, molecular function: G protein-coupled receptor activity. The coding region runs from base 70 to 2631 and encodes 853 amino acids. The record is from RefSeq and is a predicted model, not a curated record. Gene Ontology annotation, cellular component: membrane. The transcript is spliced from 7 exons. NCBI's taxonomy places the organism in Eukaryota, Metazoa, Chordata, Actinopteri, Characiformes, Acestrorhamphidae. Gene Ontology annotation, biological process: G protein-coupled receptor signaling pathway.
CUGAAACAGCAGACUCCAUAAACACACACACACAUAAUAACUAUCAAUUAUCAACAGCUGAAUAGGUGAAUGGAGCAUAUCUUUAAUCUCUUAAAUGUGGUAAUAGCCAUAAUCAAUCUUUCUAGAACAAAUGGGACAUUCUGCAGCCUGCAAGGUGAGCCUGCAUACCCACAGCUGUCGAAGGAUGGUGAUAUCAUAGUUGGAGGGAUUUUUCCCUUCCAUAGCAGUUGGGAAAUCACAGAUGUGUCCUAUGUGGUCAAGCCAUCACCACUGAAUUGCAUGAGUCUUGAUUUCAGAGCUUUCCAGUUCUCACAGUCAUUGAUUUUUGCAAUAGAAGAAAUCAACAACAGCUCCUCUUUGCUGCCUGGUGUCUCACUGGGCUAUAAGAUAUAUGACACCUGCAGCUCCACAGCAUUGGGGGUUAGAAUGGCCAUGACACUUGUUAAUGGAAACGAGAACUCAACCUUGAAUGAGAUUUGCACAAGGCCAGCCCAGGUGCAAGCCAUAAUCGGCGAGACAUACUCAUCAGUGUCAAUGGCAAUCGCAAAGAGUGUUGGACCUUUCAGCGUUCCCUUAGUAAGUCAUUAUUCCACCUGCGAGUGUCUCAGUGACAAAAGGAAAUAUCCCUCAUUUUUACGCACUAUUCCCAGUGACUAUUUUCAGAGCAGAGCACUGGCAGAGAUGGUGAAACACUUUGGCUGGACAUGGGUGGGAGCAAUAAGAAGAGAUGAUGAUUAUGGUAACAAUGGAAUGGCUGCAUUUACUCAAGCUGCAGAAGAGUUAGGAAUAUGCUUAGAAUAUUCUCUUACAUAUUUCAGAACCUACUCACAAGAAAAAGUGUUGAGAAUGGUUGAGCAGAUCAAAAGCUCCACUUCCCGAGUAAUAGUGGGAUUUCUUGCUCAUUGGGACUUGGAGAUUUUGCUGAAUGUGUUUCAUGAACAUAAUAUCACUGGAUUUCAGUGGGUGGGAACUGAAGGUUGGAUUUCUGAUUCUGGCCUAGCUGCAAUGGAUAAGCACAAAAUCCUGCUGGGAGCUAUUGGCCUAGCCAUCCCCAAAACAACAGUUACAGGUCUGAAAGACUUUAUUCUGGAUGUACAUCCACUAAAAUCUGCAGGCAGUGCUAUAUUUACUCAAUUCUGGGAGGCUCUGUUUCAGUGUACAUAUGCAAAACAGAAUGAAACUGAAUAUACAGGAAAAGCGUGCACAGGAAAAGAGAAACUGUCUGAAGUGGAAAACACAUUUACUGACAUGUCCCUGAUGCCCAUUUUCAGUAAUGUGUAUAAAGGAGUUUAUGCUGUUGCUCAUGCCCUACAUGGCCUCCUCAGAUGCACACAAACAUGCCCCACAAAGACACAGCCUGAUCCUCUCACUUUUCUAGAACAUCUCAAAAGGGUGCGCUUCAAAACGAAAGAAGAUGAAGAAGUGUUUUUUGAUGAAAAUGGUGAUCCUCCUGCAAAAUAUGAGAUUAUAAACUGGCAAACAACUAAAGAACACCAGCAUGAGUUUGUCACUGUUGGACUUUAUGACUCCUCAUUUCCUCCUCAUGAUCGAUUAGCAGUAAACAUGGCUUCUAUUGUGUGGGCACAAAAUAGCAAGCAGGUGCCGAGAUCAGUGUGCAGUGAGAGCUGUCCUCCAGGCACCAGAAAAGCUGUACAGAAAGGGAAGCCGAUCUGCUGCUUUGACUGCAUACCAUGUGCAGAAGGAGAGAUCAGCAACAUGACAGAUUCAAUUAAAUGUGACCAAUGCUACCAAGACUACUGGUCAAAUCCUUACAGAGAUGAGUGUGUGAAAAAGGAAAUAGAAUUCCUGUCCUAUGAGGAAACUAUGGGGAUUUUGCUGACAGCUGUUUCAAUUAUUGGCACAUUUUUAACAAUAAUGAUAGCAAUCAUAUUCUUUAAACAUAAGAAUACCCCAAUAGUCAAAGCCAAUAACUCAGAGCUGAGCUUUCUGCUGCUCUUUUCUCUGGCCUUAUGUUUCCUCUGUUCACUUACUUUCAUCGGUCAGCCCUCUGAGUGGUCCUGUAUGCUGCGUCACACAGCUUUUGGAAUAAUCUUCGUCCUCUGCAUCUCCUGUGUUCUGGGGAAAACAAUAGUGGUGUUAAUGGCCUUCAGAGCUACACUUCCAGGCAGUAAUGUCAUGAAAUGGUUUGGGCCUCCACAGCAGAGACUCAGUGUUCUUGCUUUCACAUUAAUUCAGGUCCUAAUUUGUGUGAUUUGGUUAGCAACAUCCCCUCCAUUCCCUUUUAAAAAUCUAAAGCACUACAAAGAGAAGAUCAUUCUAGAAUGUCACUUAGGAUCAACUAUAGGUUUCUGGGCUGUGCUGGGUUAUAUUGGCCUUUUGGCUCUUUUGUGUUUUAUUUUAGCUUUUCUGGCUCGGAAGCUUCCUGAUAAUUUUAAUGAAGCCAAGUUCAUCACAUUCAGCAUGCUCAUAUUCUGUGCAGUCUGGAUCACCUUCAUUCCAGCAUAUAUCAGCUCUCCUGGAAAGUUCACAGUUGCUGUGGAAAUAUUUGCCAUUCUGGCCUCAGGUUUUGGUUUGCUUUUCUGCAUUUUUCUACCAAAAUGUUACAUAAUCAUACUGAAACCAGAGAAAAACACCAAAAAACAAAUGAUGGGAAAAGUGCCAGCUAAAUAAAGAGCUGGUUAACUAUUAACAUAGUCCUAAAACAUGUAAGUUAAAUGUUCAAAGCCAAGAUAUUGCUUAGUUUGUAUUUAGAUGUGUUUUUACUUUAUCUGUAUUUAUCAGUUGCUUUUUAUGAGUUUUAUGACUAAGGGAACACUGCUGGUUAAAUGUUUUAGGUUUGCAAACUAUUUUAAUGAGGAACAGAUUAGUGAUGCACUCAGAGCAACACAAUAUUGAACUACAACACUAAAAUUACAGUGAAAAAGUUCCUCUGGCUCUGAUGAUAAUGUGAUACAAUGAUCACAGUACAGUUAUGUUAUAAAAUGAAAAGCUAGUUAAAGGUUUGGAUGUAUGUGUCUUAAUUUGUUUACAUCUUAAAGACAAAAACAGUAUUAUGAUUCACAUAUAGUACAUAUAUGUCAGCCCUUGGCAUGUUACAAACAAUAAAGUCAAUAAUGAUGAUGUAUGAAUUCAUGUCCAAUAAAACAAACAAAAAACAUACAAACAGUGGUAUGAAAAUGUUUGGGCAUCACGAUUCAUGAUUUUACUUUUGAAAUCAUUGGUUGUUCA